AUGUCUUUCAGUCCCAAUGAAAAUCGGCCCGUCAGAGUCGCUAAUUGUUCUGGCUAUCAUGGUGAUCCCGCGUAUGAGAUGUAUCGCCAAGCGACUCUAGGAGAUGUCGACUUUAUCACAGGAGAUUACCUGGCGGAGGUCAACAUGGCAAAUAAUGCACAGGCGUUCCAGCGUGGCGAGCAUCCUGGGUACGAGCAGACAGCCUGGGAUGGUAUCCAGCAGACCAUCGAUGUGAUCGCCAAAAAGGGCAUCAAAGUCGUACUCAAUGGAGGAGCUCUCAAUCCUAAAGGGCUAGCUCUGAAAGUACACGAACUCAUCCACCAAAAAGGCCUCGCUUUGCGAGUAGCCUAUAUAUCAGGAGAUGACCUCUAUACUAAAUUCGGCCCUAACAUGCCGCAAUCCGUAGAACAACUCCAACACCUCGACGCCGAAAACAAAUCCGUCAAGCCUAGCCCUCUCACCUAUUCAUUCACCAAUACCACCAAGCCCGUCCCCAUGGUCUCAGCACACGCAUACCUUGGUGCCCGGGGUAUCGUGGACGGACUCCGUCGGGGGCCGAUAUCAUUAUUUGCGGUCGGUCCGGUCAUUGCAGCGGCGUGGUACUGGCACUCCUGGUCGGAGUCGGACUAUGACCGUUUGGCUGGGUCCCUGGUGGCAGGACACCUUAUUGAGUGUUCGGCUUAUGUUACUGGCGGCAAUUUUUGUGGCUUCGAUCGGCACCCGAUCGAUAUUUUUGUUGAACCAGGGUUCCCCAUUGCGGAAAUUGAUGCCGAUGGAUCGUGUGUUGUGGUGAAACAUCCUGGCACCGGUGGUAUUGUUGAUGUUGAUACGGUUCGGUGUCAACUUUUAUAUGAACUUCAAGGAAAUGUUUACUUGAAUAGUGAUGUCAGUGCUAUUCUGGAUGAUAUUGUCGUUGAGCAAGCUGGAAAGGAUAGGGUGUACGUUCAUGGUAUACGAGGCUAUGCUCCUCCUCCAACAACUAAGCUGGCUGUGUUCUAUCCUGGUGGCUUCGAGGCCCAGAUCUUGCUGAAUGCCACUGGAUAUGCGACUAGUAAAAAGUGGGAUCUGAUUGAAAAACAACUCCGUCAUUUCAUUGAGAAAGAAUCCAUUGAUCAGAUUGACACACUUGAGUUCCAGAGAAUUGGUGUCCCUGCCCCAAAUCCAAGCUCACAGCGCCAAAGCACCACAUACCUACGGAUCUUUAUUGCUGCAGUCAAUGCCGAUGCCGUUCUCGCCGUUGGAAGAGCAAUAAAAGAUAUCUCCUUGAAGCAUUUCUCAGGAUUCCACUCCUCUCUCGACAUGCGCACGGCAGUUCCACGCCCAUUCCUAGCCUACUAUCCCGCCAUAGUCAAGCAGGAUGAUCUGAACGAGGAGAUCAACUUUAUCGAUGGACCCGAUUCUAUCAUCUCGUUUCCAACAGGCCAUCCACCAGCGUAUGAAGCUCUGCAGCCACGCGCAAGCUAUAAUCAUAGACUUUCUAGUGAGGAAUCUGCCCUUCUUCGGUCUUCAACUCGAUCAAUUCGACUAGGAGACAUUGCUCUUGCCCGAUCUGGUGACAAAGGAUCUAACCUCAACUUUGGAAUUUUUGUCCCUGAUGCUACUCACUGGCCUUGGUUGAGGUCCUAUAUGAGCGUGGAGAGAUUGCGAGAGAUGUUAGCUGACGAUGAUGACUGGGAUGGGUCGUUCUUGGUCGAGAGAGUGGAAUUCCCGUACAUUCAUGCUGUGCACUUUGUGAUCUAUGGAAUUCUUGGUCGGGGUGUUAGCAGUUCGAGUCGAUUAGAUGGUUUUGGCAAGGGAUUCGCGGAUUAUGUGCGCGAUAAGAUUGUUGAGGUUCCAGUCGAAAUUUUGAACUGA
Penicillium coprophilum is the source of this 1854-nucleotide messenger RNA. Its product is annotated as acyclic terpene utilization AtuA family protein. Lineage: Eukaryota; Fungi; Ascomycota; Eurotiomycetes; Eurotiales; Aspergillaceae. The coding region runs from base 1 to 1854 and encodes 617 amino acids. The transcript is spliced from 8 exons. The record is from RefSeq and is a predicted model, not a curated record.